Messenger RNA from Malania oleifera, 1045 nucleotides. RefSeq names its product protein MAINTENANCE OF PSII UNDER HIGH LIGHT 1. Lineage: Eukaryota; Viridiplantae; Streptophyta; Magnoliopsida; Santalales; Ximeniaceae. The transcript is spliced from 3 exons. Gene Ontology annotation, biological process: regulation of protein complex stability. The coding region runs from base 232 to 870 and encodes 212 amino acids. Gene Ontology annotation, cellular component: chloroplast thylakoid membrane. The record is from RefSeq and is a predicted model, not a curated record.
GGGUGUGGCUUUCUUUUUUGGCAAGUGGCAACUCAUUCUCCACUCAAUAUCCAACACACGGACCCAGAGUCCUACUUCCCUCCCCCAAAAAAAUCUCUACAACUGUGUGCGCAGGCUCAGGAGCUUUCUUCCAUCCAAGCUGAGCCACCCGAUCAGCAAGGGAGAAAAAAAUCUGGGUUGCGGUUUGAAUUGAACUGAAAGCCAUUGUUUUCAGUUUUGUUGAGAGUGGGUAUGGCUUGUGCCGCUUCCCAAGCGAUGGCAUCUGCCAAUUCCUGCGUUUUUUCAUCUCCCAAAUUCCGUAUAAACCAUAUUCACCCCAAGAAGCGCACUCGCGGCCUCUUCACUGUCAGAGCUUCCUCCGUUGAUUCCGACUGCAACACUGAAGAAUGCGCCCCUGAUAAGGAGGUUGGGAAAGUGAGCUUGGAGUGGAUAGCUGAGGAUAAGACCAAAGUUGUGGGUACAUACCCCCCUCGCAACCGAGGUUGGACAGGUUAUGUUGAGAAGGACACUGCAGGACAAACAAACAUAUACUCAGUUGAGCCUGCAGUAUAUGUAGCAGAAAGUGCAAUCAGCUCUGGCACUGCAGGUUCUUCUGCAGAUGGGUCAGAGAACACGGCUGCAGUAGCUGCUGGCAUUGCCCUCGUCAGCAUAGCCGCAGCUUCAUCAAUACUUCUCCAAGUUGGUAAGAACCCACCACAGAUGCAGACAAUGGAGUACUCAGGGCCAUCUCUUAGUUACUACAUCAAGAAGUUCAAGCCGCCAGAAAUAAUCCAAGCCUUGGCACCAACUGUUAGUGAAACUUCCCAGAAUCAGGUUGAAUCAGGAGAUCAGCCAGAUUCUUCUACUGUUAGUAUCAAUGUUGUUUCCUAGGAAUUCCAGUGGGGUGCUUUUCUUAUACUGUAAAACAUCCUCGAGAGUUUCCUUCUAUACCAUUGCUGCAUACUUUUUUGUGACAGUAGUAUUGUACACUGCAGCUAGCACUGAAGAGAUGUUUUAUGUAUUAUAUGAUUCAAAAUAGUUGAACAGGAAAAUGACUAAUUGCUAA